Molecule: messenger RNA, 1259 nt
Organism: Monopterus albus (swamp eel)
Lineage: Eukaryota; Metazoa; Chordata; Actinopteri; Synbranchiformes; Synbranchidae
Gene: anxa4
Product: annexin A4
Exons: 13
Coding region: 112-1074 (320 amino acids)
Cellular component (GO): nucleus; cytoplasm; plasma membrane
Molecular function (GO): calcium ion binding; phosphatidylserine binding; calcium-dependent phospholipid binding
Source: RefSeq, a predicted model, not a curated record
AGGUACGGGCAGCCGUUGUCACAUAUAAACUAUACUUUACCUUUCUUUCAGUGGGGCUACAGAAAGAAUUAAGUCGCCUUCGGGACAGUUUGAAAAUCUACUCUUGCAGCAAUGGCAGCGAUUGGAAACCGUGGAACAGUGAAGGAGGCGGCUGGGUUCGACCCAGACGCAGAUGCUCAGAAGCUUAGAGGAGCCAUGAAGGGAGCUGGCACUAAUGAGGCCACUGUCAUUGAGGUCCUAGCACAUCGUACUAUUGCCCAGAGGCAGCGCAUCAAAGAGGCCUACAAAAAGACAGUUGGGAAGGACCUGGCUGAUGAUCUGUCCUCAGAGCUGAGUGGGAACUUCGAGGCCGUCGUUCUAGGUCUGUUGAUGCUGGCACCUGUGUACGAUGCCUAUGAGCUCCGAAAUGCUAUCAAGGGGGCUGGAACAGAGGAGGCUUGCCUCAUUGAUAUUCUCGCCUCAAGGACAAACAAAGAAAUAAAAGUCAUCAGUGACGUCUACAAGAAGGAAUAUGGAAAAGACCUGGAAGACGAUGUGUGUGGAGACACAUCUGGAAUGUUUAAGAGGGUUCUGGUCUCUUUGCUCACGGCUGGACGGGAUGAAGGCAACGAAGUGAAUGCAGCUCUGGCUUCUCAAGACGCCAAGGAAAUCUAUGAGGCUGGCGAGGCUCACUGGGGUACAGACGAGGUUAAGUUUCUCACGGUGCUUUGUGUGAGGAACCGAAACCAUCUGCUGCGAGUGUUUGACGAGUAUCAGAAGAUUUCUGGACGAGACAUUGAGGAGAGCAUUAAGAGGGAGAUGUCUGGUUCUCUGGAGGACGCCUUCCUGGCCAUAGUGAAAUGCAUCAGGAACAAGCCAGCAUUCUUUGCUGAACGAUUAUACAAAUCAAUGAAGGGCCUGGGCACCACUGAUAGUGUCCUCAUCAGAAUAAUGGUUUCCAGGGCUGAGAUUGACAUGUUGGACAUUAAGGCUCAGUUCCUGAAGAUGUAUGGCAAGACUCUCCACUCCUUCAUCAAGGGAGACACAUCUGGUGACUACCGCAAAAUCCUCCUGGAACUGUGUGGAGACGAGUAAAAGAAGAAGCAGAAGCUACAGUGUGUUCACUCUGCAGGCUACAUUGAGUUAUUUUUUGUUGGUGACUUAAUUGUACUGCAUUUUACCUUUUCUUCUUCAUGGCCUUCACAUUUCACCAAUUGUUCAUAGCACCUUGCUUUGCUGUUUGUAAUACCAAUUAAACCAAAGACCAGUGACCUUUUACA